AUGAAUACUUCAAGCUACUGGGGAGAGAUACCCCAGGUCGCAGAUACAGAAUCAGGCAUUGCUGCUCUGGAGCGAGAACAAAUAACUAAACCGCGGGCAAUGGAGAUUGAGGGUCCACUGCUGCACCAGCCUUCCAGCAGACAUCACCCACCAACGAAUGAGGUUCUCUCAAGUGAACAUUUUCAAAUGGACCCACUGGUCAUUCACACAAUUCGACUCCUUCAACACAUCAAGAAGGUCAGAGCAGCUAUAGCUACCUUGCAGCAAGAAAUGAAACCAGAGGGUGAGUCUGUUGCCAUCUGUGUUGGCCCAGUGCCAGAGUAUGAGGGACCACCACUGAGAGACAGAUCCCGGAAGAAAUACUUCACAGAAGAAGACUACCAAAGUGACUUUGUGAGAGGCAUUGGUGUCUCCCCGGCACCGAUAGAUGAUGUCACGUGCCGAAGACUUUUGAGACGAUCUACAGCUGCCAUUUGUGCUCACCUGUCAUUUGACACCACUCAAGAGUCUGUGUUGGAGACACUGACAGACAUUUGUUCAGAAUUUCUGAUACAAUUCACGCGACAUUUGGGUCAAGCAGCUGAUCGACGAGGGUUGUAUGGACCUGAUGGAUUUCCCGAUCUGAUCGAGCGAGUGUUUCAUGAAAUGGGAAUGGGCAGUGUCACAUGUUUGAGGGACUUCUACAAACAGCGAGUACUUCAGUACCACGAUAAGGUACAGCAGCAGUGCCAGGCACUCACGGCAGAGUACAAUGCCCUCAGUAAACAGCCCUCAGCUGUGGUCAAACCAGCAUCUUCCUCACAGAGUAGCAAGGAUACCCUUCAUGUUAUCAGAAUUAAAGAGGAACCAAGCUCGGAAAUUCAGUUUCCAUUGCUGGACGAGAAUGAUGAAGUCACCGAGACGGAGCAGUUGCUUAAUAUUGAAAGUUUAAGUGCAUUUGAGAUUACAGUAGAACAUGAGACGGCAACUGGGCUGACGACCGAGGUGGAGACCAAGUGGUCACAUUCAGGAAAGGGAGCUGUGGCAGAUGGAAAACAGAAGCAAACUGUAUCAACUGAUGAGGGUGCUGGUAGCAGCGGCACCCUACAGGAGGUGCCGCACACACCUCAUUCGAACAUUCCCAGAACACCCCAAGCCACCAUCCCAUGUACACCUCAGUCCGUCAUCUCCCCUGCUCCUCAAGACGUGGUUGUUCCCAUCUUGAGGGAGUUUUCCAGUCAGGACGAUGCAUCCAUCCAGGAACCGGGGUCCAUAUCCAGUAUGGAUAUCUUCUCCCCUUCUGUGCCUACACCAAGUAAAUCUAAGAAAAGUAAAUGUUUAAAAAAAAGUCAAGUAGACACGCAGGCCUUAUGA
Candidula unifasciata is the source of this 1353-nucleotide messenger RNA. Lineage: Eukaryota; Metazoa; Mollusca; Gastropoda; Stylommatophora; Geomitridae. The record is from the annotation of a GenBank genome assembly.